Molecule: messenger RNA, 813 nt
Organism: Dunckerocampus dactyliophorus (ringed pipefish)
Lineage: Eukaryota; Metazoa; Chordata; Actinopteri; Syngnathiformes; Syngnathidae
Gene: fkbp1b
Product: FKBP prolyl isomerase 1B
Exons: 3
Coding region: 448-813 (121 amino acids)
Molecular function (GO): peptidyl-prolyl cis-trans isomerase activity
Source: RefSeq, a predicted model, not a curated record
CUCAUCGUCGCCGUGCUUGAUGUAAGAUGCAUUACGGGAAAUGUAGUUGAGUUCGAAGACAGAGCUGCUUUUACAUGUUGUCGGCGCGGUUUGCCUGCAGAUUGAAAAUACCCAAAUUAAAUCAACAAGAGGAGACAUUUGUGUAUGCAGUCGUUGAGAUUUGAGCUUACUAAACAACCGAAAUCACUUAGUUCUCCACACAACCGCGGAGUGGCGCCAUCUUGUAAUGUAGCAACAACCAAGACUACUACUACUACUACUACUACUACUACAAACGGUGCGAGUUGACAAAACGAGCUCUCAUCUCGGACUGGGAGGCUCUCGGCUGUUGGCGGGCGUGUGACUGCAUAUGCUGUCCUGCGGCAGACACCGAGUGAAUACAAGGGGAAACGCUCUCUUGGGAAGGCCUUAUGCUCCACGGCUAGGACUGGAAGAAGUAUUGGAAACAUGGGCGUGGAAGUAGAAACAAUAUCUCCCGGUGAUGGAAGCACAUUUCCAAAGAAGGGUCAGACGUGUGUUGUUCAUUACAUUGAUGAGUCUGGGCCAGAGGGUAAAACUCACGUGCACACCAGACAUGGCCUACGGUGCAACAGGCCACCCCGGGGUCAUCCCCCCCAACGCUACACUCAUUUUCGAUGUGGAGCUGCUCAAACUGGAGUGAAAGCACGGCAGCUAAAUGAGGAUCACCGUUUGGGCUUGUACAGGGAGAUUGGACCCUGUCCACCUGCCUCAUCCUCCCGCCUCCCUGCCAUCCCGCUCAUCUUCAGUUUAUUAUUUAAAUUCAUCUGCUGUUGCUUGGUGGCCAUCUUUUAA